CACCAGAUUCGCAUGAUAUCCAGCCAUAUGAAUUUGACCUGCAUGAUGUCGCAGAGCACAUUAUGGCAAGAAAAGGCCACUUGUUGUGCUUGUUAUACUAAUAUGAUUGCAGAGUCAACACGUAUCCUGAAAGCUGUCAACGACGAACCAGAAAGAAGUUCUCCUUUGAGCAAAAGCCAUUCCACCGUUGAUUCUGAAAAGUCUCCUGUGACCACGUUUGAGUCUCUGGCAACAGGAUGAAGCUCCUCUAUCUCUUGCCUCUCUUCUUGGUGCUCGUCAGUGCUGACGAUCAUCCUGAGACUGAAGAUCCAGAACAUAGUUCGACCGUCCAGGUCAGUACUUCCACUCACCAUUCCGAGACUGAGCAUACCUCGACUAUGCCAAUCACUACUUCCACGCACCAUUCCGAAACCGAGCAUACUUCGACUACACCUUCGUCGACACGCCUCUCUGGAGCAAGCCACACUUCCUCCACCAGCUACAGCUUCAGCAAUGGCAUCAUGACAACAACGACGAGGCCAUCGUCAACCGGGGUAGUUUGCCGAACAGCUGGCUCCGCGGGCACCCACAGCCUGACAGUCUUCUGCCCUAUGCUGUCUGCCCACCCGACGCACACGGGCAUGAUGGGCGGCGGAGGCAUGAUGGGAUCCGAGUACGAAUGUCCUGACUAUGAAGGGAGCGGGUACCACUAUACCAUGAACAUGAUGGGCUCGAAUCCCAUGUGCUGCACCUCUUCCGCGACGCUCACCAGCGUUGGAUCCUCCAUGGGCUGUUGCCCGUGCGGCUCGAUAUGCACGGGCACCGUCCCGCGCGUGCAGAACUGGUACACCGCUGCUGGUCAAGUCGUGCUCACCACGGGCACUAUUCCCAGCACCGCUACUGCCGCACCCACGGCCACUGUCACCGUUGUUCAAGGAGGAGCAGGAGGUUCAUUGCUUCAAGGGACUGCCUAUCUGAAUCUGCCCUUUAUCGUUGGCAGUCUGAUCCUUGCUGUGUUACUGGGCAGCGAACUCUUCUUUUAACGGCUGGCUUGCAUGUGAUUAUCCAUGUAAAUAUGUGUAAAUAUAUAUAUUGUGUGGAAUUAAGCAAAAGACUGCGAGUGUGGAAAGUUGCCACUGUUGCAGAUACGAUUUGGGUCCC
Messenger RNA from Cladophialophora immunda, 1140 nucleotides. RefSeq lists its product as uncharacterized. The coding region runs from base 237 to 1022 and encodes 261 amino acids. Lineage: Eukaryota; Fungi; Ascomycota; Eurotiomycetes; Chaetothyriales; Herpotrichiellaceae. The transcript has 2 exons. The record is from RefSeq and is a predicted model, not a curated record.